Zophobas morio is the source of this 617-nucleotide messenger RNA. RefSeq lists its product as uncharacterized. The record is from RefSeq and is a predicted model, not a curated record. The coding region runs from base 108 to 557 and encodes 149 amino acids. NCBI's taxonomy places the organism in Eukaryota, Metazoa, Arthropoda, Insecta, Coleoptera, Tenebrionidae. The transcript is spliced from 3 exons.
CUUCACGCGUCAAAACCAGUGAGCCGGUCUCAGUGUUCAUAUUUUUAGUACCUUGAAAUUAUUAAUUUUUAUACACGUGAUUCUCACGACUCUCCAGAAAUUGAAAAAUGCCUUGCCCUGGUAUUAAACCUCUUACCGGAAAGUUAGGACUGAAACCCUUGACAUGUCAGAACAUUUUAUUCUACUACGCACCAAUUCAAGGGGUUGUAAGUUACACAUCUUUAUCCAUUAACGUCAUGAACCCAUCAUUAAUACUAAGGUUAUUUCCUCGUAGAGAUAUUACAAAUAUUUUGUUGGUUAACACCCUUGUUGGGUCUGGUUUAUAUUUGUAUAACAGACCACACCUCAGUGCAUUAGACAAGAAGGAGCGAAUUGUGUACAGUACCUUUGGAGCUGUGACUUUUUCCUUGGGUUCUGUGUUAAUUUGGGCUAUCCUCAGGAGUGUUGUGCCUGAGAAUGUACCACUGUGUACAAUUUGUGGAAUUGGAUCAGGUCUUGCAAUGAUUAAACUAGGGCGUGGAUAUGUGGAUCACGUAGAUAGUCUAGUUAAGAAGUAAAGCGAAACAUGUACCUUAAUACUUGAGCUUACCAUAUUAAUAAACUUGAAGUAGUUGGUA